AUGAUGCCUUCACCACAAGAUCUUGAGCGCUUCAGCUUAUGGCUUGCUUCUUUAUCAAACCGACGUCCUCAUGAAAGGUUGGAUCUGCUACGCUUGCGAGCUACAAGGGAGAAUACAGCGUGGACUAAUAUAUCUCAUAGCAGAAGAGCAGGGUUGUCAAGUGCAAUGAGAAAAAGGCAGUAA
This is a messenger RNA of Prunus armeniaca (apricot), 183 nucleotides long. The record is from the annotation of a GenBank genome assembly. Lineage: Eukaryota; Viridiplantae; Streptophyta; Magnoliopsida; Rosales; Rosaceae.